AUGGCUGAACCGAGCGUGGAAGAACUAAAGAAAGCAAUAAAACACAUCCUUAGCGGAGCAGACUUGGAUAGUCUGUCUGCUAAAAAGGUCAGAAAAUCUUUAGAGGAAGAGUUUGAAACAGAUUUCUCAAGCAGAAAAAAAGAGAUAGAUAAAUUAGUUAUGAAAAUGAAAGAAGAAGAUGAUAAUGAAGAAGAUGGAAAGGAUGAACCAAAGAAAAAAAAUUCAGAUGAUGAAGAUGAUGAUGAAAAUGGGGUUGAAAGUGAUGCCAACUCAGAAGAUGAAGUUCCAAAAAAGAAAGCCAAGAAGUCAGCACCCACCACAUCCAGUGCCAAACAAAAGAAAAGGAAAUCAGCAACGAAGGCAGAUGACAGUGAGGUCCCAGUUAUGUCAAGUAUUAAACAGAUGGACGAUGAAGAUCUUGCCAAAAAACUUCAAGAAGAAGAAACAGGCCUGAGAAGAAGGAGAGCUGCAGCUCCAAAACCAAGAAAAGAGAGGGAAAAAGACCCAGAUAAGAAGAAGAAACCAUCGCUCUACAGUCGCCCAUGCCAUUUGUCUGAUCAGUUAGCUGCUGUUGUGGGAAAAAAUGAGAUGCCAAGGCCGGACGUUUUGAAGACUUUGUGGUCUAUAGUGAAGGAGAGGAAUCUUCAGGAUCCUAAUGACAAAAAAUAUAUGUUGUGUGAUGAACAGAUGGAACAUCUAUUUGGGUCAAAGAGAAUAAAGCUGUUUGCAAUGAUGAAGUAUUUAAAGGAACAUAUAACUGAUAUUCCUUGUUAAAAUUUUGUCAACUUGAUGUUUUUAAAUGUUUGAUUAGAAACACCAUGUAUACAUUGCACAGAUUAACUAGCAGUUGUAAAAA
Molecule: messenger RNA, 856 nt
Organism: Physella acuta
Lineage: Eukaryota; Metazoa; Mollusca; Gastropoda; Physidae
Source: RefSeq, a predicted model, not a curated record